ACAUAAACCUAAAUACCAGGGUGGCCUCUCCCCACACGGCUACCAGGGUGGCCCCUCCUCACACGGCUACCAGAGUGGCCCCUCCUCACACGGCUACCAGGGGUGGCCCCUCCUCACACGGCUACCAGGGGUGGCCCCUCCCCGCACGGCUACCAGGGGUGGCCCCUCCCCGCACGGCUACCAGGGGUGGCCCCUCCCCGCACGGCUACCAGGGGUGGCCCCUCCCCGCACGGCUACCAGGGGUGGCCCCUCCCCACACGCCUACCAGGGGUGGCCCCUCGUCGCACGGCUACCAGGGUGGCCCUCGUCGAACGCCUACCAGGGUGGCCCCUCCUCGCACGGCUACCAGGGGUGGCCCUCCCCGCACGUAAGCGCUUCACAGGGGUGGCCCCCUUCCCGCGACGGCUACCGCCCCUCCUCGCACGCUCUACCAGGUGGCCCUCGUCGCACGGUUACCAGGGUGGCCCUAGGUCGCACGGGAUACCAGGGUGGCCUUAUCGUCGCACGGUCAGGGUGGGCCUCAGGUCGCAGGGAUACGGUGGCCCCUAGUCGCACGGAUACCAGGCGGGCCCCCAGGUCGCACGGGCGGCCCCCGCCGCAUCGGCUGGCCAGGGCGGCUCCCUUCGUCGCACGGCUACCAGGCGGCCUCGUCGCACGUAUUACCAGGGCGGGCUCCCCUCGUCGCAUCGGCUACCAGGGCGGCCCCUCGUCGCACGGCUACCAGGGCGGCCCUGUCGCAUCGGUUAAUAGGGCGGCCCUCACGCACGGCUACCAGGCGGCCCUCGUCGCAUCGCUCCACAGGCGGUUCCCUCGUCGCAUCGGUAUACCAGGGCGGCUCCCCUGUCGCACGGCUACCAGGGCGGCCCCUCGUCGCACGAAGGCCAGGGCGGCACCUUCGUCGCACGGUUACCAGGGCGGCCCCCUGUCGCAGACGGCUACCAGGGCGGCUCCUCGUCAAGACGGGUUACCAGAGCUGCCCCGUCGCACGGCUACCAGGGCGGCCCCCUCGUCGCACGGCUACCAGAGCGGCCCCCUCGUCGCACGGCUACCAGGGCGGCCCCCUCGUCGCACGGCUACCAGGGCGGCCCCCUCGUCGCACGGCUACCAGGGCGGCCCCCUCGUCGCACGGCUACCAGGGCGGCCCCCUCGUCGCACGGCUACCAGGGCGGCCCCCUCGUCGCACGGCUACCAGGGCGGCCCCCUCGUCGCACGGCUACCAGGGCGGCCCCCUCGUCGCACGGCUACCAGGGCGGCCCCCUCGUCGCACGGCUACCAGGGUGGCCCCUCCUCACACGGCGUGAAGUGA
This is a messenger RNA of Homarus americanus (American lobster), 1306 nucleotides long. Its product is annotated as collagen alpha-1(III) chain-like. The annotation marks the transcript as partial. Lineage: Eukaryota; Metazoa; Arthropoda; Malacostraca; Decapoda; Nephropidae. The transcript is spliced from 2 exons. The record is from RefSeq and is a predicted model, not a curated record.